UCGUCACUGAUGUUGGCCGUGAGUGGAAGUUGAACUCGGUUGGCCGGGUUCGUAGCGCAGCGUAGCGCUAACCUCUGCACUACUCCCCCCCCCCCAUUGAAUCAUUAACUCACAAGAGGACAAACCCCUUCACCGACAUGAUCAGCCGGGGGUGGCGUGGGGUGGCGUGGGGUGACCAAUAGCACGCACGGCCGCUUUCGUAUCCCUCCCCCCCCCCUCCGUGCAAUUAUUUACACAUCACUUACCUCAGGUACUCAUCUAAGAGCGAGUUGACCUCAGGGAGGACCACAGCAUGACCAGUUAUACUGUGCGCACGCACACACACACACAUAAAUCACUCGCCACCCAAUGAUGACGUUAAGUGUUAACCCGGGAAGAUAUUGGGCCGAGUUGAAUGAAGAGAGGAAACAGAACCGGCUUGGACAUCGCUCGCCAACCCACUGAUGUUUCAGCCGUGGCCAGGAAUCGAACUUUGUUCGGUGGCCGGAUGUGCAGCGUAGUGCGUUCGCCGCUCACACAGACACACAACUCGGUUGGAGGAGGGGAUUGGAGUUUGGGGAAAUUAUCAUUUAGUCGGCCACCUCGCUCAACGAUCUCCCACUUCGGGGUUUCCACGAUCACUAACCCCCGACCACGCCAGGUAACAGGGGCACGGACAACAUGUCGCUGCUCCCCACUACGGAUUCGUCGCCCGCCUGGUUCAACGACAGCGCCGGCAACGGCACGGCCGCCAGCCCGGAUGGACAGGGCGCCUACGGCAACGCCAUCAAUGCCACCGUCACGUUGGUCCUCGUCGUCACCAUGGUGUCGCUGGGCUGCACCAUGGAGCUCCAGCACAUCGGCGCACACCUCAGGAAGCCCCGGGGCAUUUUCAUCGCCGUGCUGGCGCAGUUCGGCAUCAUGCCGCUCACCGCCUUCGCCUUGGCCAAGGUCUUCCGCCUGAAUCCCGUGGAGGCCGUCACCGUCCUCAUCUGCGGCUGCUGUCCCGGAGGGAACCUCUCCAACGUGUUCGCGAUGGCGCUCGACGGAGACAUGAACCUCAGCAUCCUCAUGACCACGUGCUCCACCGUGCUGGCGCUGGGCAUGAUGCCGCUGCUGCUGUGGGCGUACAGCCACGGCCUGUCGGACACGCGCUUCGUCAUUCCCUACGCGAAGAUCUCCAUCGCCCUCGCUCUCAUCCUCUUGCCCUGCGCCGUGGGAAUCUUCAUCAACGCAAAGUUCCCCAAGUACUCGCACGUGAUCCUGCGGGCUGGGAUGGUGCUCCUGCUGGUGACCGGGAUUGUCUUCAUCGUCCUGACGGCGCUGUACGUGGGCUCCGCCAUCUGGCUCGUGUUCUCUCCCACGCUCAUCUCCAUUGCAGUGCUCAUGCCCCUGCUCGGAUACACGCUGGGAUUCGUCCUCGCGGGGAUCUUCCACCUCUCCUACAAAUGCAGACGUGCCAUCUCCAUGGAAACAGGAUUCCAGAACCUGCAGCUGUGCUCCGCCAUCCUGAGGCUGACCUUUGACCCGAAAGUGAUCGGCCCGCUUUACCUAUUCCCGCUGCUCUACAUCAUCUUCCAGAUUUCGAUGGCGCUGCUGCUCGUGCUCACGUUCCGGUUGUACGUCCACUGCUACCGGCAAAAAGAACAGCGCCACACCGAGGCAACCGUCGAGAUCUACAGCAUCAAGCUUGAAGGUGAAGUUGUGGAGUUGGAUGGCGGUAUGUCAAGGCACAAGAGUGAAGAUGACAGAAAGGAAUCUUUUUUCCGGAACAGCCUUUUGACUUUGUUUAAACUAGGCCUCAACUUAAGCUGCCCUGCACUUGUUUUAGUGAUAUGGGAGGACUUUGCCUAUGGAGCAGAAUGAUCACCGAGCUCGUGGUUUUUGAAGUCACACCAGAAAUUACCGUGGAUUUAGCAACCACAUUUUUUUGCGGAGGGCCUGUGAUGCAGAGGUCAGAGCACAGAGCUGGUGCCUAAACCAUCCUGGCUUUGAAUCCAGACAGCUGCCUAUGAUCAAACUGGGCUCCCAAGUGUCAAUACCGUUGUUGAUUGUCUCAGUCAAGUGACCAAAGGCUGCAUUUUAAUUUGGCGAAUUUCCACCUGUUCAGAGGCAUUCUCAGUGGCGGCAGAGGUGGUUUGGGAAGUGCGACUCCUUCCCGUGUGCAACGUGUCUCAGCUGCUCUGCUCCGUCACCAUGUGGAUCGUGGGUUCACUUGAAGGAAUUUCGGAGGAAGCGAGCUCUGUGCCCCACGUUUUGGUGGGCCGAUGUCUAAUACGAAGAGCUGCACUGAUCUGUUGAGAUAUUCGAAUGAACACUUCAUAUCAGAACUUACCUCAAUCUGGAUGCAAUUGGGAAAAAAAAAUACAAAAGUAAUUAAAAAAGCAAACGAACUGAAUUGUGUCUAUUUGCUUUAGUUAUGUUGUCUUGACGACACAGUGUGUCGAUAACUUGAUCUUGUAACUCCGUGGCUUUGUCAUCUUCGUUCAAAGAGAGCCUCGAUUUAUUAUAAUCUACUAAGCGUGUGUGUGGCCAGAUUUGUAUCUGGGGAGCGGCAGUGUAGUGGUUAUCAUGCUGUGCAUAUGAACCUGGCAACCCGGGUCUGAUUCCUGCUGACGGCCAACACCGGUGACGAUUAUUUGAACCGGUCCUGGGCCUCACCUAGGUCGACUCAGCCUCGAAUGAGUUCUUGGUGCGAUGUGUAAACAUCGCCACUGGGGAGACAAAGGCGGCCAGGGCAUGGUGCUGGCCACCCACACGCUCGUGUGCCAUGCCGGCCUUCAUAGGUGCUCGCUAACAGUGCUUGCCCCAACAGUCUGUUAAGGCUACACGGGGAAUCUUUUUGGCCAGAUUUGUAUAACUCUUAUUGAUACCGGGUAGAAGUAUGGGGUGCGUCCUACUUUCCGGAACAUCUCAUAAUCCGGAGAAUGCCAUCAAAGUAAAAAUGUCUUAAGCGCGGUACAGCAAUUAACGAUGUGCCUGGACCAUGUUGUCAAAACUUCUUGGAGAUGUUCCACGUUCAGGGCCAAAUAAUUUACUGCACUUUGUUGCAACAAAAAAAAUCCUUUGUUAAAGUUUGUUGAUUAAAAAGUAAAUCAAAACGGCUUUCAUAUAAAUUGCCGACACACUAACAAUCUUCCCGAUAUUUUAUGGAAACUCUUCAUCUGUGCUUGCCAUGAUCAUCAUCACCUGCGUCACCGGCUAUGAUCAAUCCGCUGCUGGAUGAUGGCCUACUCAAGCCGUCACCAUCCCUCGCGAGCCUGCGAUGCAACACAAUCCAUCUAGCACCUGCACACAAUUUCAUCGCUCCAUCUCUCCUCUGACGUACCUGAGUGGUGUGUAUGUACUGAGUAUCUGUAAAUAAUCUCCCAAGCUGAGCAAUACGUUACAAUAUGUUGAAGAACCUGCUGAAUUUCCAUAACACGAUAUAUUUUGUAAAUGUUGUGGGUUUACUCUCCAACA
Molecule: messenger RNA, 3441 nt
Organism: Lethenteron reissneri (Far Eastern brook lamprey)
Lineage: Eukaryota; Metazoa; Chordata; Hyperoartia; Petromyzontiformes; Petromyzontidae
Product: hepatic sodium/bile acid cotransporter-like
Biological process (GO): bile acid and bile salt transport
Cellular component (GO): membrane
Molecular function (GO): bile acid:sodium symporter activity
Source: RefSeq, a predicted model, not a curated record